CUCAAAGAAAUAAACCGAAGAAAGAAAAGUAACAAGUAAAAUACUGUCUGAAACCUAAGAAACACAUAAUAUAAAAGAACACAAGUACAAUUCAAUCUUUACUUCCUCUUCUUCUUCUUCUUCUUCAAAACUCCAUAACCCACAACCAUAUACACACAGUAAAUAGGAAGAAGAAGAAGAAAAUAAAGUUUCAUGAAACCAGAAGGCAUGGUUUCCAUUUCCAUGCAUUCUUUAGACUACCCAUAUCAAAAAAUUAUCUUCUUUACCUUCAACAUCAUUUCUUUCUUCAUAUCUCCCACACUGUCCGAUCCUCGCAUAACACAAGCUAACCUUUCAUGUGGCAAAACAGCCAAAACACCAAUCACACCAACUGGCCUAAUCCCAACUUUUGUUAAAGAAAUGGAAACUUUAUCACAACUCAUUACUAAUAGCCACUUUGCUACCUACCAUUUAAACUCCUCACUUCCUAUGUACGUAUUAGCUCAAUGCCAUCAAGACCUUUCCCAGACUGAUUGUCUCCUUUGCUACGCCGUCUCUCGGACUAAAAUCCCUCGUUGUUUGCCUUCUGUCUCUGCUCGUAUCUUUCUUGAUGGUUGCUUUCUUAGAUAUGACAAUUACAACUUCUUCGAAGAAUCUGUUUCGGUUUCUUUUGAUGAAGUAAAGUGCAGCCAAGAAAAUGUUUCGGGUUCUAAUGGUGAGAAUGACAAGCUAAGGUUUGUAAAGAGUGUUGAGCAUGCUAUUGGUAAUGUGAGUAGUAAAGCGGUGGAGAAUGGCGGGUUUGGUGUUGUUGGGAUUGAAGGUGUUUAUGCUUUGGCUCAAUGUUGGGAAAGUGUUGGUAAAGAUGGGUGUAGAGAGUGCUUGAGAAAGGCAGGGAAAGAAGUAAAAGGAUGCGGAGCUAAAAAGGAAGGGAGAGGAUUAAACGCUGGUUGCUACUUGAGAUACUCGACUGAAAGAUUUUAUAAUGUUGGAGGGGAAUUAGAAGCUGGUCACAGUAAUUUCAGGGUUUAGCAAUUGCAUUUAGUAGUUUUAGCAGCAGCUGCAGUCCUCAUGCUGUCAAUCUUCGCAGUUUAUGCUGUCUAUGUAAGACGGAUGAAGAACAAAGCAGAGCGCAUCAAUCUCGAAAAGAUAUCAAUCAAUUUCAGCAAAACAAGCCUGAAUUUCAAGUAUGAGACCCUCGAAAAGGCGACAGAUUACUUCAAUGCCUCAAGAAAAAUAGGCCAAGGAGGAGCUGGUUCUGUAUAUGCGGGAACUCUUCCAAAUGGGGAAACUGUUGCUGUUAAAAGAUUGACUUUCAACACAAGUAAGUUAAACUUAAUCAGCGGAAUCUUCAAUCUUGAUUUGGGUACUGAAGGUCCUGAGAGUCUUCUGGUUUAUGAGUAUGUUCCUAACAAGAGCCUCGACCAGUUCAUUUUUGGAAAGGAUAAACCUACAACUCUAAAUUGGAAGCAACGGUUUGAUAUAAUUGUAGGAACAGCAGAAGGACUUGCAUAUCUCCAUGGAGGUUCUCAAGAGAGAAUAAUUCACAGAGAUAUUAAAAGCAGUAAUGUUCUUCUUGAUGAGGACUUCACUCCAAAGAUUGCGGACUUUGGACUUGUUCGAUGUUUUGGUGCUGAUAAGAGCCAUCUUAGCACUGGAAUUGCAGGAACAAUGGGAUACAUGGCGCCCGAGUAUCUGAUCCGUGGGCAGCUUACUGAAAAAGCAGAUGUUUAUAGUUUCGGAGUACUUGUUCUAGAGAUUGUAAUGGGUAAAAGGUGUAAUGCUUUCACAGAAGACUCAAAAUCCCUUCUACAAACAGUAUGGCAACUUUACAGAUUAAAUAGAUUGGUUGAAGCAGCUGAUCCUAGCCUAAGAGAUGAUUUUUCAGCAGAAGAAGUGUCGAGAGUGCUUCAAACAGGACUUUUAUGCACACAAGCUUCAGUUGCCCUAAGACCAUCGAUGGCAGAAGUGGUUGUGAUGCUAACUAACAGUGGUGGUGAAAUCCCUUUGCCAAGCCAACCUCCUUUUAUGAAUGCUACUUCACUAGAGCCUGAAAGCUCAAGAAGAUCUUACAGCACAAGCAGUUUUGUGUCGAAUGCAGCAAGAAAACUUGAAGCUUAUUCCUACACUUCCACUGAGUCCUCUAGUAUGCAAAGCUCAGACAGGGCAUCAAGAAGUGAAGAAUCAAAGCAAAAUUAAAUUCCCUAGUAAAUUUUCCCAAUGUUCUUAGAGAUUACCAAGUAGAGAAACUUGUUUUGUACACUAGUUUUUGAGGUUUGCUUGGUUUUUCGUGGAGGAUAAACAGUGAUUUUUAGCUCCUUUCCUUGUGGAAGUUCUAUCACCUGAGAGAUUGCAAUUUGCAAGCAAGGACAUGCAACCUUUUGCAUAAAUCCAGAGAGAUACUGCAGAAAACUAAUGAAGAUUUACAGAAAGAGACAAGCUUGUCUUCUUUUCAUUUAUCCUUUUUUUUCUUUUCUUUCACUUUUUUCAAUGGUGUCAUUUUGUAUGCAGCAACUUAUGAUAUGUACGUAUGUACAUAAUUUUGCUCU
This is a messenger RNA of Ricinus communis (castor bean), 2525 nucleotides long. RefSeq names its product cysteine-rich receptor-like protein kinase 42. The record is from RefSeq and is a predicted model, not a curated record. Gene Ontology annotation, molecular function: protein kinase activity; ATP binding. Lineage: Eukaryota; Viridiplantae; Streptophyta; Magnoliopsida; Malpighiales; Euphorbiaceae. Gene Ontology annotation, biological process: protein phosphorylation.